This is a messenger RNA of Bombyx mori (domestic silkworm), 6388 nucleotides long. Its product is annotated as glycerophosphodiester phosphodiesterase 1. The transcript is spliced from 9 exons. Gene Ontology annotation, biological process: N-acylethanolamine metabolic process; phospholipid metabolic process; ethanolamine metabolic process. Lineage: Eukaryota; Metazoa; Arthropoda; Insecta; Lepidoptera; Bombycidae. Gene Ontology annotation, cellular component: plasma membrane. The record is from RefSeq and is a predicted model, not a curated record. Gene Ontology annotation, molecular function: glycerophosphodiester phosphodiesterase activity. Bases 154 to 1374 code for a protein of 406 amino acids.
UUAUCUGAAUAUCUCUUUGAUUGACAAACAACAGACCCUGUCAACGAAUUUGAAUCAAUUUAACACAAACAAAAAUAUUUUCGUUGAAAUCAAUCAAAUUCUUAAAUCUCAAACAUUUCGUACGCCAUUUUGUAUUCGCAUAUCGGUAUCAAGAUGGCGUCCCAUGCGACGCGCAAGGCAUGGCGUGUAUCGGUCGUAACGUCGAGAUCCUUAUCAACAUUCCGAAGAACCUCGCAAAAUGUUCUUGCUUGCCCCAGUGCGCUGAGCUCAACUAUUAUUCGCAUACCAAAAAGAUCGUUGUUCGUUUUGCCCUUUGGUCUGGAUGUCGGCUUGGCUUUUGCUGCUAUGUAUUACAUCACCGCCCUGGAACGUCCUGAUAAAGAGAGGGUACAGAAAAUUUUUGGACACGAUCCCUGGAGUAAAGAUGAGGUUAAAAAUUCUGAGGAAGUGGUGCAUUGCAUCGCUCACCGAGGAGCUGCACUUGACGCGCCGGAGAACACAAUCGAAGCAUUUAAAUAUUGCGUUGAACAAAACUGCAAGUUCGUCGAGAUGGACGUGCGUUCGUUGCGAGACGGACAGCUGGUGCUGCUGCACGACGAGGGUCUGCAGCGUCUGACUGGAACCACGAUCAACAACGUGCAGUGCGUCGACUGGGACGCCAUAAAGGAUUACAACGUGGCCGCCAAUCAUCCGAACAGGGAGCAUUUCAAAGAUGUGCGCCUAUGUCUCUUCGAGGAUGCACUGGACUAUUUGCUCGAGAAUAAAUUUAAAAUGAUUAUCGACGUCAAAGGCGUAGAUCAAGAGGUGAUAUCCGGUGUCCUGGACGCGUUCGCCACCCGACCGGCUCUGUACGAGUCCGCAGCCGUGACCUGCUUCAACCCUUACCCGCUGUACCUGAUCCGUAAAACCGAUCCGAAAAUCAUUGGAGCUUUAAGCUAUCGUCCGUAUUGCUUUAGCGCGCAGGAUUAUGACGCCGAGAAUGGACCAACGAAUCCUAGGUUCCCUGACAGCGUCGUGCACCGGGUCGCGAUGCGUGCGUGCGACGCGCUCCACGGGGUCGCGUGGCGGCGGCUCGCCCGCUGGUGCGGGGUCAGCGCCGUGCUCCUGCACAAGGACAUUGUCAGCCCGAGCGAGGUGGAGUAUUGGCGCGGGCUGGGCGUGCGGUGCGUCGGCUGGGCGGUGAACCGGCCCGUCGAGAAGCUGUACUGGCGCGGCGUGCUGAGGGCCGCCUACCUCGCGAGCACGCUGCUCGGCGAACCGGCCGUGGAGAAACAGAGCAAAGAUAAGACCAGCUCUGACUGCGCAGCCUCUUCACCCGAACAAAUGCUGGACCCGGAACAGACUGAGCAGAACGUAUCGUCUGGACGAAAUUAAUACCAAAAACAUAACUUAUCCAAUCACUAACCCUAUUAAUAAUUUUAUUUAUAAACGAUUUUCUAGAUCCAUUGCCCCCAUUAAAUAAUAAACCCUAUCUUAAACCAAUUCCCUAUUAUUGUUUAUAAACCUUGUACUAAACCUUCAUUUUAAUUUUAUUAUAAUAUUUUGAGUUAAAUCAUUUUGAUGAUAUUAAAUCAACUAUAUUCAUUAUAUAACUUAAUAUACCAAAUAUAUAAUAAAAAUUUAGAUAAAAGGUGUCUUUGGACACAUGUGUGCUAGAAAUAUUGUUAAUGAAAAAAAAAUUUAUUCGUCACAUAUGUUUGGUGUUUAAUAUCAAUUUUGAUUGAAUUAGGAUUGGUAACGUACCUUUGAGGUUUGAGACUGAAAUCGUUGAGGGUUUGAGGCUGAAUGAGAUUACAAGGUGCGUUCUUUGAAGUAGCAAUUAAGGUACAUAAUAUAUAUAAAUUAAAUAUGUAAUUGCAUUCAACAUUUCAAGGUGUGAUUCUUUGGAACUGUGAGUUUUUAUUUUUGGAUUUUUUAAUAUAGUUUUUUACGUAAAAUUGCCCUUUAAUAAUGCAUUUGCUAUUGCAUUUUUUUUAUUAUAUAUUGGUUGUCUGUUUUCAUAGAUGCAAUUAAUACUACUUAUACAGGUUUGUUUGCAUGUUUAUUAUUGUCAAUACAUUAUUUGAGUCGUCUAUUAUCAAAGGUGGCAAUCUGUGCAAUUGGACAAAAAAAAUUAUAAUGAUAUGUCAAUACAGAUUGAUUUGAAUAUAAUCGUCUCCUUCAAAGAAUACAGUUCAAAACCUGCAUUAAAUAAAGGUUAAUACUUAACCUGUUAUUUAUCUAACAUGUCGAUCAGAAGAGUUUUGUGACUGCCAAUGGAAUACAAAGUCAAUAAUUCGUUUUUCUGAUUUACCAAUAAUUGUCCAAAAGUCACAUUGCCGGCUUUGAUAAUAGUCGACUCAUUUAUGAUACAUCAAAUACUUUAUACAAACUACUUGAAAUGUCUGAAACAAUAUGAUGACAAUAAUUUUGAUAUCCUGACCGGUAUCAACAGGAGACAAUAUAAACGAAAUACCACUGAUAUUUUCCAUAGUAGAAAACCGUAUGUGAGUUGUUUAAGAAAUUCUAGCAAAAAAUUCAAAAAACCUUUUUGGAAGUAAUAUUCCUAAGUUUGAAAUUGAUUGUUAGUUCGACUCCCUAAUGUGUGUGAGUUUAUUGUUUGUUUUUAAAUUUAACAUACUAUUUGCUUGAUAGAGGCUCAUUUUAUUCGCUUAUUGCGAGUCGUAGGAGCAAAAGGUAGGUAAGUAGUAGUUACGGUUCUUUCUAUUAUGUAUAUGAUUUGCAAGAGUUGGUUGCCACCAUUUUUUGUUGUUGCAGAUACAGAACAUUAGUUAUUAUUCGUAGAAAAAAAGUAAACAGUAUUAAAAUAAAGUACAAUUUAUUUAUUUAUUAUUAUUAUUAUUAUGUUUAAAUACAUAUUUUUUACAAUUGAACAAAUUAAACAAAAAAUUGUGACAAUUAAUGACAGUGACAUUGUUGACAUUUGGGUUAAGUUGCAUGCAGAAAUAUUUUUUUAAAAAACGAGUGCUUGAUGUGGCGUUGGCUAGUGGCGACAUCGAUUGAACAAUCAAUGUAUUUUGCUUAACGAAACAAUACAUAUGACUAAACUUUUCAAAAUCCUAAAAAAGACAAAUCCUCCAAAAGAAAGUAUUUUCAUGUACUUUAUUGUUCUCAUAAAAUAUACAGUACAAUUACCUGAAAUAACGUACAAUACUUUAUUAUGAAGUACGGGUGGCAACCCUAUUGACGCUACGCGACUUAGAGAUUCUAUUUGAUGUCGGUUUUGAAACAUCUUUGUUUUUCUUCGUCCCAUUUUAAUGAAGUAUUUCGAAAAGAUAUAUGAAAACAUAUCAGUAAUUCAUAAUAACAAGAAGAAGGAAAGUUUGUUCAAAUUUUGUAAAAAAAAUCUGUGAAAUGUCAAUCAGUAGCUCUUGUCAGUGUCACGAAAUGUCAAACGAGUGAAAUGAAGGCGUAAAUCAAAUUUAGAAUUGACAUUUUUGAAAAUUUAUUUCAUAAUUACAAAAAAAAAAUGUAUUUCCGACUUUACAAUGUUACGUCGCCGCGUCGGGUUGAAAGGUCGGGCGGUGGUGUCCCCUACCACCGGUCCGUGAAAUUACACAAAACUUUUCUGUGUGUUUAGUGCGAGUUUUUUAACUUCUCGAUCGGUAGAGGCGCUAUUCCAACUCCAUACAAAUUUGAGUUCACUUUUACGCUAUCGAGAACGUUAAAGAACUUUAACUAAGCACACUGGUUUGAUUUUUGUUAAUGACAUCGUGUUUAUUAUUCGUUCAAACAUUGGAAGUCAUUUUUGAACACGUGUUGAGUGCGUAUUUCAUUAUAACAAUCGGUAUUUACCCGUUUUCGGGAUUUCAACGCCGGUAAAGUCAUAUCGCAUAACAAAUCUUAAGUCGUCUUAAAUUAGAUAUCUAUACUAAUAUUAUAAAGAGGAAAAAUUUGUUUGUUUGUUUGUUUCGAAUAGGCUCCGAAACUACUGGAUCGAUUUGAAAAAAUCUUUUUCCAUUAGAAGCCGACAUUGUCCCUGAUGAACAUAGGCUACUUUUUUUUUUUUAUUUUUUUUUUUUUUUGGUUUCAUGUGUGUUUUAAUGUUUCCGAAGCAAAGCGAGGGCGGGUCGCUAGUUUAACACUAAACCUACUAUUGGUACUUUUUUUUCUACCUAUUCUAGUAACCUUGAGGGGCUAUUCUAGAUUCACCGAGCGAGUAGGUGAGCUCACGGGGCUCAAACCUGACGACGUUGCUAACACUAGCCCUAGCAAGAGCAGUGCUUGGCAGAAUCUACCACCGGAUCGGAAACGCGACCCACUGAGAAGAUCGGGCGACAAGCUCAGUGGGCUGUGUUGGUACCGGUCAUAUUGACCGCUCUGCAAUUUACGUAAAAUCAGAUGUUCAUUAGAACGUUAUUAACCGUUAUCGAAAUACUACGACAAUUCUUAGAAUGUAAAUAAUAAUUCCAUAAUUGUUAUUACCAGAGAUAUAUAGAUAGAGCAUGUAAUAUUUUCAUCACUGUUUACUGCCAGCUACUUUCUCAUUUCCAUGGAAAAAAAAAAAAAUAUUGCGUAGCAUUUAAUAAUAAAAAUCCGAUAAUUUUGCUAAGUACCAGGCAAUUUGUGGGGGGCGCGGUAGGGAUUUAUGUACGAGAAACCUUGGUAGGUUUAGUGUUAACAAACAAACAAAAAAAAAAAAAAUGGUUAUUUCUAAACAAUUUUUUUGACCUCAUUUUAAGUAUUAUAAAUAUACCAAAAACAUGUAGUUUUUUAACGUUUAAUUAAUUUAUUAGAUUAGAUUAUUUUUUUUAUAAUAUAGAAUGACAAUAAUGGUAAUUGUUACGAAUUUCGUGUUCGCAAUGAGUUUGAUGAUUGUUUAAAAAUAUAUCGAGGGGUGAAAGGCAAUUUGAUAUAAGCGACAUUUUUGAAAUUUUACAGGAGAUCCAUUUUAAGUUUAAAAUUUGGAAAAAAUAUCAGAACAAAAAAAAAUCUUUUUCAGCUUUUUUUUUUUUUUUUUUUUUUAUUGCUUAGAUGUGUGGACGAGCUCACAGCCCACCUGGUGUUAAGUGGUUACUGGAGCCCAUAGACAUCUACAACGUAAAUGCGCCACACACCUUGAGAUAUAGUUCUAAGGUCUCAGUAUAGUCACAACGGCUGCCCCACCCUUCAAACCGAAACGCAUUACUGCUUCACGGCAGAAAUAGGCGGGGCGGUGGUACCUACCCGUGCGGACUCACAAGAGGUCCUACCACCAGUAAUUACGCAAAUUAUAAUUUUGCGGGUUUGAUUUUUAUUGCACGGUGUUAUUCCUUCACCGUGGAAGUCAAUCGUGAACAUUUGUUGAGUACGUAUUUCAUUAGAAAAAUUGGUACCCGCCAGCGAGAUUCGAACACCAGUGCAUCGCUCGAUACGAAUGCACCGGACGUCUUAUCCUUUAGGCCACGACGACUUAAACGACGGCUAUUCGUAUGUAGUAAGCAUAAUUGAAGUUCAAUUGAAAACAUCGAAUCGUUGAUGCUAAUACCAAAAUAAAACGCACCUUUAAUUACAAUGAUAAAUAAAUAAAUAGAUAAAUAAAUAUUUACUAACAGUCACGCCACGUUAACUGGUCCCGUGAUAAGUUCGUAAAGAACUUGUGUUACAGGUACCAGAUAACGGAAAUAAAUGUAAGAUUUUUAUUAUACACAUAGAUAUAUAUUUAAUAUACAUCCAUAACCUUGGAAAAGUCAUUUUAUAUUUAUCAUACAAAUAUCUUGCCUUGGCGGGAUUCGAACCCGCGACCUCCUUGUGUAGUGACCAUGUCACUUACCACUACACCAGACGGCCGUAAAUGUCGCGUGUUAAGGAAAUGCCGCCUAAACCAAAUAGCAUUACACCCCUCGAUAUAUAAAAAUGUGUACUGGCUUAAGGACUGAAUUUUUCUAGUAAACAUUUAAGCUAUUGUGCCCUAGCAAGGAUCCGUAGGAUUUUGUGCUCGACCAAAGCAUUAUAACUACAUGGUAUUGACAUAGAUAAUAAUGUUGUUAUGACCUACGGAACCCAGUGAUAAUUUUUUUUAUUGCCUUUAAUUGAAAAUAAUUAGAACUUUUUAGGUUGAAUUGAAAUUGUACACGAGUGCUUGCUAUAAUCACAAUCACUGUAAAGAAUAUAGCUUAAUUAAUAACACAUUUGUAAUCUUGUAUUUUAUUGUUGGAUUUUACUCUUGAUGAAGCAAUAGAAAUUGACCACACAUCAAAUGAGCGGUAAUUUUAUUAUUUAUAUUAUAAACGUCAAAUUGUUGCCUCAUAGAAUAAAUCAAAUGUCGUGAAUAUGUAUGGCAACCCCGAAAGGGUUACCAUGUUUUAUUAAAAUGUGUACAUGAUUUUUUACUAUCGUCUACUCUAUGUGAAUGUAGCUUGUUUUUUAAUCUGUAUUUAUUGAAAUAAACGUUGAUGUUAGAAGUCGU